AUGUAAAAGGUCUUCACACAAUUACUUAUAGUUACCCUUGCUCUAUUAAACGUUGCGAAUUGCUUCUAUGGUUGGGGAAAAUGCCCUGAUGUUGAGGUAGCAGCUUCAUUGGAUCCCGCACUAUACGCUGGAAGAUGGUAUGAGAUGUAUAGAGGUCCCCUAUUCUAGUAAGAUGGCCAAGAAUGUGUUACCGCAGAUUAUACAUUACAAACUGAUAGAAGCUUGAGAAUCAGAAACUAUGGUACAGUCCCAGGAGAAACUAACGAAGGAAUUAGAGGUAGAGCAACUUGCCAAGGUGCUAGAUGCAGAGUCAAGUUCGAUCCAUUCUAUAUCCCAUAUGGACCAUAUCUAGUUCUAUCUGUAGAUUACAGUUCUUAUGCUUUAGUAUAUACAUGCACACAUUAUCUCUUUGGACUCUUCAGACUAGAAAAUGUUUGGAUACUUUCAAGAGGAACUACUCUUACUGGAAUAACCUCUAAUGAUAUCCUAACAAUUCUCAACACUAAAGUUCCAAACUACCCCACAAGCGAGCUAACAGCUACCACUCAAGGUGGCUCAUGCACCUACAUCACCCCUGGGUAAUGA
Stylonychia lemnae is the source of this 585-nucleotide messenger RNA. The record is from the annotation of a GenBank genome assembly. NCBI's taxonomy places the organism in Eukaryota, Ciliophora, Spirotrichea, Sporadotrichida, Oxytrichidae.